Messenger RNA from Lolium perenne, 1791 nucleotides. RefSeq names its product protein FD. Gene Ontology annotation, cellular component: nucleus. Gene Ontology annotation, molecular function: DNA-binding transcription factor activity. Gene Ontology annotation, biological process: positive regulation of DNA-templated transcription. Lineage: Eukaryota; Viridiplantae; Streptophyta; Magnoliopsida; Poales; Poaceae. The record is from RefSeq and is a predicted model, not a curated record.
AACUAUCUAAGAUACAUAGCUUAUGCUCAAAAAAUAAAAACUAAGAGGUUUAGCUAGUGGAGUAUUGGUCCCUGAAAGGCGAGCUAGCUAUAUAUAUGCCGUACCAAAAGCUAAGAUAGAUUUGCAGAUAGCUGCUCUGCUCACAAGCCCUGAAUUAGUUUAGCUUAACCCAGCAGGGCCUAACUAAAGGAACACCACUUGGCUGGCAAUUAAUUAGUUCCAUCGACCGAUCAGCCAUGGCUAACUACCACGGCGGUGGGCGGUACGGGAUGGCGGCGGCGGCCAUGUGGAGGGAGCCGGAGAGCCCGCAGCUGAGCCUGAUGAGCGGGUGCAGCUCACUCUUCUCCAUCUCCGCCCUGCGGGACGACGACGAGCUCCUAGCCGGGGCACGGUCACUGCCAGCGACGCCGGUGUCGCUUGCGGGGUUCGCCGGCGGCGACGAGGUGUAUAUGGAGCUGCAGCAGGGUGGUGGCAGCGGCGGCGAUGACCGGAGGACCGUCCGGAUGAUGCGCAAUAGGGAGUCCGCGCUGCGCUCCAGGGCCAGGAAGAGGAGGGAGCGCUUCGAAGCUCUGCUGGCUGUUAAUAUCAUGGGGCAUGUUCUCGUUCCAUGGUGCUGGCAGAGAAUGUCAUGAAGGCCGAGAUCUGAGGACUAGCAAUGGAGGAUCCGUUCUUUAGGGCGAGGAGGAGUUGGCUUGGUGUUUCAUGACUUGGAGCAGCGGCAUGCAAGUGGGGGCGACUGCACAGGAGAAGACCAAAGUCUUAUCUUUCAGGGUGAACAUCCAAGGUCUGGCCUUAAUUGGUUGUGCAUGGCAAUGGCCUUGUUGAAGGCAUUGUUUUGAGAGUGAGGACCUUCUUCAGGGUGAAAAACCAGAUCUUUGAUCGGGCGACGACAGCGCUUGUGCACUGUUCCCUUCUUUGAGGCACCGCUUUUGAAGAAGUUGGACUUAUGGUGCUGUCUUGGUGGUGUUAGUGCUGUUGUUUCAAUGAUUAAACUACCGUAGCGGGACUUUUUCUUUUUUUCUGUAAUUCUUCUUUCUUUUUUUGGCUGUGUGCAUCCGUAAGGCCGCUAGGGCAAUGCGUUGUUGCAGAGGCUGGGUGUAAUUGGUAUCUCCGAUAUUAAUAUAUGCUCUUUGUCGAAAAAAAUAUGAUAUUCCCUGAAAAAAAUUGUUGAAAGAUAUAAGAAACUAAAUUUUAAUGUAAUGCUAGUUAUUUGGGGUUUGUGAGCAGCUGGAUAUAUGCAUCAAUGUAUAAAUAUCUAAGUUAUUACAAGAAAAAGGCAAAUAAUUUUUUAAGUAAUGCUAAUUAUUUGGAGUCUUUGAUCAACCGAACAUAUCGGCUUUGUUAGCCAUUCUAAUGGCAAAACUACUUAUUUGUUUCUUUUAAAUAUAAUUGUUAGUUGAAAGCAUAUUUGAUUAAGAUGUAACAACCCACAUCUUUAGUAAAGUUGAAUUAUGUAACAACUUGAUUCCGCUGCAUAAUUCAGCACGUCACCAUACCUCAGGUCAGCUUACAUCAAAACUAACUGCUUCAAAUAAACUUUGUCUUCAUAUGCUCAUGAUGUUUUGAUAGAUCUUUACAGAAGAUAAAUACUUCCAAUGUAAUAAUACCGAUCUAGCUAUGGAUUUAAAACAUGUUCUUAUCUGAAGUGCUAGUACAGACCAGACUACGCCUGAAAAUAAACCACAUUUGCUGCCCUAGUAUCCUGCGAUAUUUUAGUUUUACAGAAAACAGUAUUCUGAGAAGUGCAAGUUAUUAGAAGCCCAAUCAGUACAUAUUAGUAAGAAACUUUUA